Molecule: messenger RNA, 2277 nt
Organism: Manis pentadactyla (Chinese pangolin)
Lineage: Eukaryota; Metazoa; Chordata; Mammalia; Pholidota; Manidae
Gene: STIP1
Product: stress induced phosphoprotein 1
Exons: 14
Coding region: 234-1865 (543 amino acids)
Molecular function (GO): Hsp90 protein binding
Source: RefSeq, a predicted model, not a curated record
GAGGGGAUUACUCUCCACUGUCCAGUGAGAGAGAAGAAAAGAUGAUGAGCUAGACUUCAAGCCAAUAGUAGGGAAGCAUAGGAAGUCCCCUCGAGGAGCGCGACCAGUGAGCAGGCGAGGAAGGGGAGGGAUCCGGGGGUCCCGGCAGCUUCUAGUAGGUUCCAGAAGGCGGCGCGUGCGGUUGGGAACGAGGAGCGGACGGAGUCGAUUCAGCGGUGUACCGGGCCCAGACUAUGGAGCAGGUAAAUGAACUAAAAGAGAAGGGCAAUAAGGCCCUGAGUGCUGGCAACAUAGACGAUGCCUUACAGUGCUACUCUGAAGCCAUCCAGUUAGACCCCCAGAACCAUGUGCUCUACAGCAAUCGCUCAGCGGCCUAUGCUAAGAAAGGAGACUAUCAGAAGGCUUAUGAGGAUGGUUGCAAAACUGUGGACUUAAAGCCGGACUGGGGCAAGGGCUAUUCAAGAAAAGCAGCAGCUCUUGAGUUCUUAAACCGAUUUGAAGAAGCUAAGCGAACCUAUGAGGAGGGUUUAAAACAUGAAGCAAAUAAUCCUCAGCUCAAAGAGGGCUUACAGAAUAUGGAGGCCCGAUUGGCAGAGAGGAAAUUCAUGAACCCUUUCAACAUGCCCAAUCUGUACCAGAAGUUGGAGAGUGAUCCCAGGACAAGGACAUUGCUCACUGAUCCUACCUACCGGGAGCUGAUAGAGCAACUGCGAAACAAGCCGUCUGACCUGGGCACAAAACUGCAAGACCCGCGGGUCAUGACCACGCUCAGUGUCCUCCUUGGAGUCGAUCUGGGUGGUAUGGAUGAGGAGGAGGAAGUUGCAACACCACCACCACCCCCUCCUCCCAAAAAGGAGACCAAGCCAGAGCCAAUGGAAGAAGAUCUUCCAGAGAAUAAGAAGCAGGCACUGAAAGAGAAGGAGUUGGGGAAUGACGCCUACAAGAAGAAAGACUUUGACUCAGCCUUGCAGCACUAUGACAGAGCCCAGGGCCUGGACCCCACCAAUAUGACUUACAUGACCAAUCAAGCAGCUGUGUACUUUGAAAAGGGUGACUACAGUAAAUGCCGGGAGCUCUGUGAGAAGGCCAUCGAAGUGGGGCGAGAAAACCGAGAAGAUUAUCGACAGAUUGCCAAAGCUUAUGCUCGAAUUGGCAACUCCUACUUCAAAGAAGAAAAGUACAAGGAUGCCAUCCAUUUCUAUAACAAGUCUCUGGCAGAACAUCGGACCCCAGAUGUCCUCAAGAAAUGCCAGCAGGCAGAGAAAAUCCUGAAGGAGCAGGAAAGGCAGGCCUACGUGAACCCUGACCUGGCUUUGGAGGAGAAGAACAAGGGCAAUGAGUGUUUUCAGAAAGGGGACUAUCCCCAGGCCAUGAAGCAUUACACAGAAGCCAUCAAACGGAACCCAAGAGAUGCCAAACUGUACAGCAAUCGAGCCGCUUGCUACACCAAACUCCUGGAGUUUCAGCUGGCACUCAAGGACUGUGAGGAGUGUAUCCAACUAGAGCCGGCCUUCAUCAAGGGUUAUAUACGUAAAGCAGCUGCCCUAGAAGCGAUGAAGGACUACACAAAAGCUAUGGAUGUCUACCAGAAGGCGCUAGACCUGGACUCCACCUGUAAGGAGGUAUCAGAUGGUUACCAACGCUGCAUGAUGGCCCAGUACAACCGGCACGACAGCCCCGAAGAUGUGAAGCGACGGGCCAUGGCUGACCCUGAGGUGCAACAGAUCAUGAGUGACCCGGCCAUGCGGCUCAUUUUGGAACAGAUGCAGAAGGACCCCCAGGCACUCAGCGAACACCUAAAGAAUCCUGUGAUAGCACAGAAGAUCCAGAAGCUGAUGGACGUGGGUCUGAUCGCAAUUCGGUGAUGACUUGCUCAUCAUCCCCCUUCCUUCGCCCUCGUCCGGAAAGAGGAGCUGGGACCGCGGCAAGCAGCACGAGGCAGGAGGGAGAGAAGGGGAAGAAGCAAACCACUAAUCUCUAUAUAUUUAUACAGACCUACGUGGAAGAUGACAGACUUGUACUCGAGUUACUGGUACAGCCGCUGCCUCUGGGCCCUCCCAGCACACGCAUGGUCUCUUCUGCUGCCCUCAAGUUCCAUGUCCCCUUCCCUGCCCCUCGGUCGCUGUCUCAGCUGCUCUCUCAUAGUUGGUUAUUUUUUAUUUGGGCAGUGGGCAUGUGUGGGAAGGGGAAGGUGUUCUUCCCAACCUCAGGUUCCCACUGUCUUCACAUUGUUAAUUACACGUCCCCUUCUCCAAUAAAACAAGCCAGUCAGGCGUG